AUGGUGACCUUGCCACAGCAGAAUGCAUUCCGCCAACCCCCAUCUGCUGCCCACUACUGGACUCCACCACCAGGCAAUGGUGACCUUGCCACCGUGGAAUGCUCUCUGCCCCCGUCCGCUGCCCACUGCUGGACUCCACCACCAGGCUAUGGUGACAAUGCCACUGCGAAAUGCCAUCCACCCCAGUCCACUGCCCACUGCUGGACUCCACCAACAGGCUAUGGUGACCUUGCCACCACGGAAUGCAUUCCGCCACCCCCAUAUGCUGCACACUGUUGGACUCCACCAUCAGGCUAUGGUGACCUUGCCACCGCAGAAUGCAUUCCGCCACCCCCAUAUGCUGCACACUGCUGGACUCCACCACCAGGCGAUGGUGACCUUGCUACUGCGGAAUGCCAUACACCCUUGUCUGCUGCCCACUGCUGGACUUCACCACCAGGCUAUGAUAACCUUGCCACCACAGAAUGCAUUCCGCCACCCCCAUCCGUUGCCCACUGCUACACUCCACCACCAGGCUAUGAUAACCUUGCCACCGCAGAAAGCAUUCUGCCACCUCCAUCCGCUGCCCACUGCUGCACUCCACCACCAGGCUAUGGUGAUGUUGCCACAGUGGAAUGCAUUCCUCCACCCCCAUCCUCUGGAGACUGCUGGACUCCACCACCAGGCUAUGGUGACUUUGUCACCAAGGAAAACCUUCCUCCGCCAUCCACUUUCCACUGCUGGACUCCACCACCAGGCUAUGGUGACCUUGCCACUGCGGAAUGUUUUCCGCCCCCAUCCGCUGCCCACUUCUGGACUCCACCACAAGGCUAUGGUGACCUUACCAUCGCAAAAUGCAUUCCGCCACCCCCAUCCGCUGCACACUGCUGGACUCCACCACCAGGCAAUGGUGACAUUGCCACUCCAGACUGCAUUCUGCCACCCCCAUCUGUUGCACACAGCUGGUCUCCACAAAAAGGCUAUGGUGACUUUGUCACCAAGGAAAGCCUUACUCCCCCAUCCGCUUUCCACUGCUGGACUCCACCACCAGGUGACCUUGCCACUGCCACCCCCAACCGCUGCCCACUUCUGUAUGUUAUUUAA
Xenopus laevis (African clawed frog) is the source of this 1083-nucleotide messenger RNA. RefSeq names its product extensin-1-like. NCBI's taxonomy places the organism in Eukaryota, Metazoa, Chordata, Amphibia, Anura, Pipidae. The transcript has a single exon. Bases 1 to 1083 code for a protein of 360 amino acids. The record is from RefSeq and is a predicted model, not a curated record.